Messenger RNA from Racocetra fulgida, 227 nucleotides. NCBI's taxonomy places the organism in Eukaryota, Fungi, Glomeromycota, Glomeromycetes, Diversisporales, Gigasporaceae. The record is from the annotation of a GenBank genome assembly.
UUGUAAGUGAAGGCAUUGUUGAAAUCACCAAUCCGGUCAAAGAGAACAAGUUAAAGCAAAAAUGUUGUUUAAACCACCCACCUGGUCAAAGAGAACAAGUUGUAAGUGAAGGCACUGUUGAAAUCACCAAUUCAGUUAAAGAGAAUAUUUUGUUAGCAGAACAAGUUGUAAAUGAAGGUAUUGUUGAAAUCACCCACUCGGUCAAAGAGAACAAUUUGUUAGCGUAG